Messenger RNA from Penicillium egyptiacum, 669 nucleotides. Lineage: Eukaryota; Fungi; Ascomycota; Eurotiomycetes; Eurotiales; Aspergillaceae. The record is from the annotation of a GenBank genome assembly.
AUGGAAAAUGACCCAACAACCCCCAGCUCCCCUCACAGCAUCAGCUGGCUCUCCGAACGAACCCUUUCGGUCUCCACCUCAAGCACAACCCUAGCAGACCCUCUCAGCCCAAUGAGCACGUCCAUCAUAACACCUCUAGACCGCACUGAAUCCUUCCCAACUGAAUCCCCUACAUUCCACGAGAGCCCCAAUUUCCACCCACAUUUCCUGCCCCUCCUACGCCACCUCUCCCGCCGACUCUGGCCCCUCGUCAACAGCGAAACGGGCCUCGAGCACCCGGACUUCCCAGCAAAUAUGCUGGCCUACAAUCUUCUGACCUCGGAGCAGGUCGAUAACCUUGCCCGCCAUUUCCAUCAAGUCUACCCGCCUGUCCCCGCCACAUUUAAUUAUCCUGUUCAUAUUACCCCGUGGAUUGGCACGGAGGAGGAGAAGACUAUUGAUCUCCCUACGAGGGUACAGAGAUUGGGGCGGUUUUUUGGGUUGAAGGGGUGUGAGGAGGAGGAUGUGGAUAUGGAAGAUGUUGAACAAGGUGAUGAUGGGAAUGCAAACGGGAAUGGGGAGAAUAUGGGUGAGAGUGAAGCUGAAGUGCUCCGGCAGAUGGAGCUGGAAUGGCAGCAGGCAUUGCAGAGGGCGUAUGCUGAGGAGUCGCAUCGGUGGAAUUUGAAGUGA